Helianthus annuus (common sunflower) is the source of this 1667-nucleotide messenger RNA. RefSeq names its product RING-H2 finger protein ATL74-like. Lineage: Eukaryota; Viridiplantae; Streptophyta; Magnoliopsida; Asterales; Asteraceae. The coding region runs from base 1000 to 1545 and encodes 181 amino acids. The record is from RefSeq and is a predicted model, not a curated record. The transcript has a single exon. Gene Ontology annotation, molecular function: transferase activity. Gene Ontology annotation, biological process: protein ubiquitination.
ACCCCCAUAAACCCUCUUCUUUCUUUUCACCAACUCAAAACCUCAACAAACCCUAAAUAAUUUCAGAUCAGAACACACAAAUUUUCACAUACCCACCAACAAUUUUCAGUUCCUUUAAGAUUUUGUCACUCAAUUCCCCACAUCUCCCUCUCAAUCCAUAGAAAUUGAAAAAAAAAAAAAAAAGAACAAUUUUUUUUCUUGAAACAGAGUACUCUGUUCUUCGAAAAUCGAACAAACCCUAGAUAAUUUCAGAUCAAAAACACAAAUUUUUCACAUACACACCAACAAUUUUACUUAUUUUAAAGUUUUUGUCACUUAAUUCCUCACAUCUCCCUCUCAAUCCAUAGAAAUUGAAAAAAAAAACAAUUUUUCUUGAAACAGAGCACUCUGUUCUUCGAAAAUCGAACAAACCCUUGAAAAUUUCAGAUCAAAAACACAAAUUUUCAAAUACCCACCAACAAUUUUCAGUUUCUUUAAGAUUUUGUCACUCAAUACCUCACAUCUCCCUCUCAAUCCAUAGAAAUUGAAAAAAAAAACAAUUUUUCUUGAAACAGAGCACUCUGUUCUUCGAAAAUCGAACAAACCCUUGAAAAUUUUAGAUCAAAAACACAAAUUUUUCACAUACCCAUCAACAAUUUUCACUUAUUGCAAAGCUUUUCUCACUCAAUUCCACACAUCUCCCUCUCAAUCCAUUGAAAUUGAAAAAAAACACAAUUUUUUUUUGAAACAGAGCACACUGUUCUUCGAAUAAUCGAAAAAACCCCUGUUUCUCCAAUGAAUCCGUUCAAAAUCGUACAAGAAAACGAUGAAUUGAAGAAUAAACAAGAAGAUCUUGAGAGAUCAUAAUCUAAUGGAUCUCCAAUUCGCAAUCUCGUGCGUUGUUCGAUUCCCCUGGAGGAAAGAAAUCAAUACUCUGUUUUCAUAAUCCUCUGUUUUUUAUUUGUAUUUUUGAUCCAAUUAUAUCGGUUAUAAUUCUGUUUGUGAGGUGGGUAAUCAGUAAUGAUGAUGCAACGUCUACUACUCGAUACAGACUCCAUGUCGCCGCCGGAGUACGGCGGCGCCGGCAGUAGCCAGGAGCAUGAAUCGUACAGAAAAGAAGCCGAUUUCGAUACCAACAUGGUGAUCAUAUUGGGGUGUUUACUUUGUGCUUUGAUUUGUGCAUUGGGGCUUAAUUCGAUUGUUCGUUGUGCUUUAAGGUGUAGCCGGAGAUUGGUUUUUGAAGGCGGUGAUGUGGCGGCGACCGGGGUUAAGAAAAAGGCGUUAAAGCAGAUUCCGGUGGCGGUUUAUGGGGCCGGAUUAGAGAUUCCGGCGACCGAGUGUCCGAUAUGUCUUGGGGAGUUUAUGGAGGGGGAAAAGAUUAGGGUGUUGCCACAAUGUAAUCAUGGGUUUCAUGUUAGGUGUAUUGAUGUGUGGUUGGCUUCGCAUUCGUCGUGUCCGACUUGUAGGCGGUCGUUGGCGGAGCCGCCAGUGGUGGUUGUGGGGAGGUCUUUGGGUGGUGGUGUUGGUGGUGGUGAUGCUAGUGUGGUUGUUCAAGAUGGUGGUUAGUUUAAUCAUGAUUUGAUGUAAGAUUGUGAAGUUAAAUGGUUAUUGUUUAGGUUGGUUGUGUAAAAAAUAUAAAGUAUUUGUGUAUUUAUGUAACAUAAAUAAACUUUUAAUUAUAAUCAUUA